AUGUUCCGCGAUCGUGGUGAUGAAACCGGUCAGCUCUUGAUGCAGUAUGACUUUACGUGGCUGGUGAUGCGGUUGACGCCGGCCGAGAAGCGUGCCACGUUGGCCAGCGAGCUGGCUUACUUCUUCCCGCCGCAGCAGGCCCUCUCCUUCCUUUUCUUCUCCGCUGAGCGCGAGAAGCCGCGUCUGCGAUCCACGGCGCCUUCGGUGGUGUUUGCGUCUUCGUGGCUGCGUAUUCGAUGCCGACCGAUGUUGCAGCAUGCCCUGCGGUCGAUGCUGACCGAUCGCUCCUGGCUUCAGCACAACUCCUACGACACCUCGACCCUGGACUACGUGCGUGCGUUCGGGCUGGAGGCGCUGACCCGCGAACUCAGCAUCGUCGUGACAGAGCACCGGGACCACCGCAACCUGUUCCACCUGUGCGCCGACAAACUCGAUUCGCCCCAGGACGACCCAGUGGUGCGGGAGUGUGCGUACGGGUUGGUGCUGGAGCGCCUGAGCGCCGGCGCUGGCGACGGCGGCAGCGACAGCGCCGAAGAGUGGCGCGUGGUGGUGAUGCCCUACGGCAAGUUCUUCAGCCACUACCGCGUCGAAGCCCUCCCCACCAUCGACCACAUCUCCUGGCCCCACGCCACCGUGACGGAGAAAGUGGACGGCACGAUGGCCACGCUCUACUGCUACCAGGGCCGCUGGUACGUCUCCUCGUGGGAAUCGCCCGAGGGCAGCGAGGAGUUCAUCUCCGCCGUCACCUCCGACGGCCAACGCUACUACUACUCCCGAAGACCCGGCUACAACCCGUGGAAGUUCUUCGAGGCCAAGCUGGAGUGGGCCUACUCCAAUGAGAAGUUCGAGGAGGACCGGGCCAAGGGCUACUUCCCCAACCAAGUGGCGUCGGUCCUUGCCGCCGCCGGUGCGGCCGCGGUGCGACAGAGCACGACCACCUUUGCCGACUUCUUCUGGGACAUCUGGCGGCAGAGGGGCCACCGCCUGCCCGAGUCCGACGCCGUCGUUCAAGGCCGCACACCGACCGAGAAGAAGAAGUUGGCCGACUUCGUGUUCAUGUUCUGCAUGAGCUGCGAUAGACAGUCGCUCGUGUUGGCCCACGGCGACAGCGACACCACCCUGGACUACGUGCGUGCGUUCGGGCUGGAGGCGCUGACCCGCGAGCUCAGCAUCGUCGUGACCGAGCACCGGGACCACCGCAACCUGUUCCACCUGUGCGCCGACAAACUCGAUUCGCCCCAGGACGACUCAGUGGUGCGGGAGUGUGCGUACGGGUUGGUGCUGGAGCUCCUCAGCGCCGGCGCUGGCGACGGCGGCAGCGACAGCGCCGAAGAGUGGCGCGUGGUGGUGAUGCCCUACGGCAAGUUCUUCAGCCACUACCGCGUCGAAGCCCUUCCCACCAUCGACCACAUCUCCUGGCCCCACGCCACCGUGACGGAGAAAGUGGACGGCACGAUGGCCACGCUCUACUGCUACCAGGGCCGCUGGUACGUCUCCUCGUGGGAGUCGCCCGAGGGCAGCGAGGAGUUCAUCUCCGCCGUCACCUCCGACGGCCAACGCUACUACUACUCCCGAAGACCCGGCUACAACCCGUGGAAGUUCUUCGAGGCCAAGCUGGAGUGGGCCUACUCCAAUGAGAAGUUCGAGGAGGACCGGGCCAAGGGCUACUUCCCCAACCAGGUGGCGUCGGUCCUGGCCGCCGCCGGCGCGACCGCGGUGCGACAGAGCACGACCACCUUUGCCGACUUCUUCUGGGACAUCUGGCGGCAGAGGGGCCACCGCCUGCCCGAGGCCGACGCCGUCGUUCAAGGCCGCACACCGACCGAGAAGAAGAAGUUGGCCGACUUCGUGUUCAUGUUCUGCAUGAGCUGCGAUCGACAGUCGCUCGUGUUGGCCCACGGCGACAGCGACACCUGGGAAGAGCGGUUGGUGCUGCACGGGGUGAGAGACAUGACCACGCUCGAGGAGGAGGCCGACAUCGAGCCCUUUGCCCGCGCGCUCGGCUGCGCGACGCCGCAGCGGAUCUACAAUCCUGAGGGUGGUGGCGACCAGUUCGAGAGCAUGGAGCAGGUGGUGAAGCUGUCGCUGGACCUCGACCCCAUGGUGUCGUGCGGGUUCGUGGUGGCCGACCGCAACUUCAACCGCGUCAAGGUCAAGUCGCCCGCCCAUCGCGCCCUCGACAAGCUGUGCUGGCGGUCGGACGAUGAGGAGCGGUCGACCACGCUGAUGCUGGACGUGGUCAGGACCAACGACCACACCUCGUUCCUGGAGCGCUUCCCACAGUGGCGCGGCUUGUACGCCGACGCGCGGCUCGAGUGGGACCAGUUCACCGGAUACGUCGACUCUGUGUUCGCUGCGAUCCCGUGGCCGCCCAAGCAACAGCCAACGGCAGUGGACGGUGGUGAAAGUGAGCCCGCGGGCGGGGCUGCGAUGAUGGACGACUGCGUGAAGGCGGCCAAGAAGAGCGGCCUCGUCGCGCCGGUGCUGUUCAAGAUGUACCACCGCUCGUGCGCCGCCAGGGAGGUGCUCCGGGACUACCCGCAGCACCUCUUCCUCCGCAUGCUCAAGUCCUGGCGCCGAGAAGAGGCCACCAAAGCCCACAAAUAA
Messenger RNA from Acanthamoeba castellanii str. Neff, 2607 nucleotides. RefSeq lists its product as uncharacterized. The coding region runs from base 1 to 2607 and encodes 868 amino acids. The record is from RefSeq and is a predicted model, not a curated record. NCBI's taxonomy places the organism in Eukaryota, Discosea, Longamoebia, Acanthamoebidae. The transcript is spliced from 11 exons.